CGCCAGUAAAGUUACGACGGCGCGCGGGUUCGUUCGUCCUGUUUUGUAAAAACAAGUACGAAGUGCAGUGAUGUGUUUGUAAAUGUGUCAUAUUGCCCGGAUUGACAUUGGAUUUUAGGGUUACCGCUUCCGGGAUGCGCUUGCGACGGACAGACAUGGCGUAACGUAAUGGAGGGCGAAUGCUCGGAAGGCGAGGGCUGGCUGCUAGUAAGGGUGCACGUCCCGGAGCUCAACGUGCAGAAGAGUCUCCAGUUCAGCCGGGAUCAGCUCGUGUGGGAUGUCAAGCAGCAGUGCCUCGCCGCCUUGCCAAAGGUGGCAACUUGGUAUCGGGAACUAAAAGAGAGCUUCAACUAUGGACUAUUCUGCCCGCCGGUUAACGGAAAGGCUGGAAAGUUUCUUGACGAGGAGAGACGUCUGGGCGACUACCCGUUCAACGGACCGGUCGGCUAUCUGGAGCUGAAAUAUAAACGGCGCGUGUACAAGAUGCUGAAACUGGACGAGAAGACGCUGAAGGCUCUCCACUCCCGGGCCAACCUGAGGCGGUUCCUGGAACACGUCCAGCACGGACAGAUCGACAAGAUCACCAAGUCCUGCGCCAAGGGACUUGACCCCAACUUCCACUGUCCUGAAACUGGAGAAACCCCGCUAUCGAUAGCAGCUGGUUUAAAAAGUCCCGGAAAAGCCCUUAUUUCUCUCGUAAAUGGUGGAGCACUUUUAGACUACAGAAAUAAAGAUGGCAGUACAUCGAUGCAUAGAGCCGUUGAGAAAAAUUCGCUUGAAGCAGUGAAGACCCUUCUAGAAUUAGGCGCUUCACCGAACUAUAAAGAUGGCAAGGGACUCACGCCUUUAUAUUUAUCAGUUACAAAUAAAACCGAUCCAUUAUUGUGUGAAACGCUACUGCAUGACCAUGCUACUAUUGGCGCGACUGAUCUGCAAGGAUGGCAAGAAGUACAUCAAGCGUGUCGUAACGGUCUCGUCCAACACCUGGACCAUCUUCUCUUCUACGGAGCUGACAUGAACAGUCGAAACGCUUCUGGCAACACGCCCCUGCACGUGUGCGCUGUCAACGCUCAGGACUCAUGCGCGAGGCAGCUCCUCUUCAGAGGCUGUGAUAAAGAAUCCUUGAAUUUCGCGAACCAAUCGCCUUAUCAGGUUGCAGUAAUAGCAGGAAACUUAGAAUUAGCAGAAGUAAUAAAAAAUUACAAAUCUGACGAAAUUGUUCCGUUUCGUGGUCCACCUCGCUAUAAUCCAAAGAGACGGUCUGCGGCCUGGGGAGGAUGGUGGAGUGCGGGAGACAGGUCGUCGCUAGCUUCGUCUACCAGGAUCCCAGCAAGUUUGGACGCUAUACUGCGACGCCCGCACGGUUCGACCAAUUCGCCUUGCAGUCUCGAAAGGCCGUUUUCUUCGGCGUCCUCGAGCAUUAGUGACGCCAGUCAUCCGAGCCACGAAGACGACGCCAGCAUCAUCACAGAUAAAAGCUUGGGAGACACUAGUGACAUAGUGUCAGAGUCGAGCGGAGUGGGCACGAGCAACUCCGACACGACCACGUGCUCGCUGCAACCGCCCGGCGCUACGCUGGUGUGCCUGUACCCUUACGAGUCCACAGCGCCGGGCCACGUAACCUUACAACAGGGUGAAAUUAUAGAAGUAACGGGCGCGACGGACGACGGUCUUCUAGAAGGAACUGUGCGAGGUUCUGGGGCAAGCGGACUAUUCCCCGCGCGAUGCGUUCAGGAAGUACGGCUGAGGCAAAACACGCACUUGCAUCAGGUGCUAUCAACGGGAACAUUACAUCAAUCGCGUGUCAGCGGCAGGCGUGAGGCGGGGCUUAGCAAAACAUACAGUGCCACCGCUCCCAGAGUUAAAAAGGGCUAUGGCAAUAUGGAGACACGCACCGUCGUUUUGCACCGAGCUCGCAGGGGCUUCGGGUUCAUACUGCGGGGGGCGAAGGCCUACACACCACUUAUGGAGCUCCGGCCCUCAGAACGGUGCCCUGCCCUGCAAUAUCUGGAUAGUGUAGACGCAGGUGGAGUCGCCGAUAGGGCUGGCUUGAGGAAGGGUGACUUUUUGGUCGCGAUAAACGGUGAGGACGUGUCCGGAGCAUCUCACGAGCACGUGGUCGAGCUGAUCCGCAACUCUGGCGCACUGGUCUCCAUGACUGUGGUCUCUCUAGGUAACGUCUCGGAUAAUACUUGUGCAGUCUCCACGAGUAAAUCUCACAAGCACCUCUCCGGCGGAGGUCGACCCUACGCCGCCACAUUGCCAAGAAAGGGUGCUGGAGGUCGCAGCCCCGCGCCCGCACCGCCCCGUCGAGACCCGCGCACUACGCUUAGUGUUGGCCGCGCCCGCGCCAAGUCCAUGGUAGCCGGACUAGAGAACGGCGGUGAAAAGGAGGAAAGCUGCGAACCGUUAAGUGUGGCGGGCAAGUCGUCGUCCGCAGAGUCCGUACAGUUGCAUCCUGGUAGCAAUAACGGUACCCCCUCGUCCGGCACUCCGGUUGCACCGCGUACAGCCAGCAUAAGGCAGCGGCCCGUCUCCGGUCGCAUCACCGCGGCUGAACUCGAGGAGUUGUUUCAGAGACAAGCCGAUGCUGACGCUACCGGAGCGAUGAUGACGAGGUCUGCGUUCCAAGAUGGCGCCGGUUCGGGGGGCGCGUCCCCCACCGCGUCUCCCGCGCGCGCGGGCAAGAAAGCCUACGCCUCUGUUGCUGAGAUGAAGCGAUCCAGAGGAAAGUUGUGGAGCAAAUCGUUAAGCAGCAGUGGCAGUGGCAGCGGCAGUGGGAGCGGUAGCGGUAGCUGGUCCCUGCGUCGCGACUUCCACUCCACGCCCGACCUGGCCGCCGAGCUCGCGGCCACGCCACUCCGAGCGACCUCCACCGAUCGAUUACAUGAGGCCGGUCGUGCCCCUCCCCCGCCGACCGCUCCCCCGCCGCCCCCUGGCGUGGUGACGUCAUCGUUCCGUCCGGCCGCGCCCGCCAAACUAUACGCGGCGCCGCGAGACCUAGCCUCCGUCGCCUACAGACCUAACAACGAGCGAGCCACAGCCAGUACAGGUGCGGUGCGAGCGUGGUCACGCGCCAUGUCGGUGGACGACACGACGCACCAAUACGCGCAGCCCCGCGCGCUGCACAACAUACAGAGACAGAAUUCGAUGCCCGCGCCGCCCAUACCGGAGCCGGACUACAGCAUGUCGGAAUCCGACGAGGAUGAACACAAGAUGAAGACGGAACCCGCGGCCGUGGCUGAGACUAGCGCAAACAGCAACACCAGCGGCAGCAGCACUGGAUCUAGUUCCAUGCAGCAUUCUUUCUCCGUCGACGAAAUACAAAAGAUCCGAACUCGUCUAAAAUCGUCGAAAUCUUGCGGCGACGAGUUGGGCACAGAACGCGACGACGGCGAUAAUUCUUCGUCGGGAGUGUCUUCCGACCAGGAGGCGCAGGCGCGGCCUCGGCGAGACAAGGUCUCGUUCUGCAGUUCGGUGACGGUGAAAUCGUCGAAUGACGUCAUCAGUACAGAGCCCGUGCACAGCUCGUCGGAGAGUCUGGCGCCGAUGCAGAGGCACAACUCGCUGACGAGGAAGCGGGCGACGGCGGUGUUGCUGCGGGGCACCAUCGGGGGCAGCGGGCGGGGGAAGUCGGCCGCCGAACGGUUAGGAGUGGACGUGGACAAGGCGCCGGGGCGGCGGGGCCGCGCGGCCGUGUCGCUGGCGGAGCUGCCGCCCCCGCCCGAGGAGCCCCCGGGCGCCGCAGAGACCACGCCGCUCAUAGCGCCCCCGCCGCAGUUCAGCGACCGCGUCCGCGUGGUCGCCGCACUGCCCAAGCUGGCCCACCUACAGUAGCCGCCAACGCGGGCUCUACUGGUGCCAAAUUAUAGCGUCAUCUACCUAUCUGUACAAACUCCAAUCCAACUCUACAUUGCACUCCAGAAAUGAUGUUAUCACGCUCUGAAUAUUCAGCUUAAUUACAUUUUGCCGGACACAUAAAUCAGACAGUUUAUCGGUUCAUGUUUUAAAAUAAUCAGAUGAUAUAAUUAUUGUUUAGAUAAGAGCGCAAAAAAUAUUACUUUUAACUAUAACCAAACAUUUUAACAUCAUUAUGUAAGUUUAAUUAUUCCUCUAUAAAAAUGUUAUUUAUAAGGUAGCGUACUGCCGAUAUUUCGACAUGGUAUCAAGCGAAAUGUUCGCGUGGUCGAAAUAUCGCACAUCGACAAAACUUUCAUCUUUAGGAUGUUGAGGGUUCCAAUUCGUAGUUGUAGCCGUAUUAUAACGCGGCUGUACAGAUAGGCAAGUGACCGGUAAGCGUUCGCUAUUCACAAGCGACUUUUCCACUUUUCAUAAUGUGCACUAAUUAAUCUAUGUAUACUGUGAGCCACUUUAUAUGUGUCGUUCUUAUGAUCUAGUUUAUAUUCGGCAGGUCGCUUAGAGACGCGACACAGAAAUCUUUUUUGUAUUAAACGACUAAAUGAAACCAAAGAUUUAUAGUAUUUAUUGUUGAGAAGUUAACAUCGAUAUAGUCGAGUAAUUUUUAUACAUUCCUUUGUAUCUAGUGUUAGUGAAAUUUUUCAUAAAUCAUAGAUUGGACUUUAUUUAUCGUCUGCUGUAAGGGCGGCCUCUAUUUAUAAUUUCUAAAACAUAUUAUUCUAUAUUUAUAAUUUCUUCAACAGAGUGCCAUUACAUCAAAUGUUUCAUAUUAUAUUAAUGAGAGAGUGGAACCAACGAAUGCUGUACAAAAUAUCCGGCCAUCAUAAAUUCAGAUUACCGACCACAAAUAUAAUCACAGAAAUAUAUAAAAGAUUUUAUUGAUAAAUUCGUCCGAGCGAUUCGUUGCGUCCACACUUUCGACUCGCUUGUUCAAAACGGAUGUUGUGCUAUAAGGAUGCGAUCUGUGUGCAACAUAUUAUAUUUCAUUUGUGACUUUACCACUGCAAUGAAACCGAAUCAAAUAGCAAAUUCAAGGAAUUUUUCCGUGUUUUGAGUUUCGGUUCGCUUUCGCUGCAGUUUCGCUAAAGCUGUUGAAAUGUUACAUCCGUUCCAUUAUACGAAUACAAGAAGAUAUUUGAUUUUAUUUCGCAAAUUUGCCGCGAAUGCUGUUGUGCCUCCACAAGAUAUUUAUAAAAAAUCAUAGAAACUAAUUGUUAUUGUUAGAUCAAUUUUCGUGAUGAAAAUUCUUUUAAACAAUCAUUUUCAAAAAUAUUUCGUAACCUUAGUUAAAUAAUUCAUUUUAUAAAAUUAAAGGCAACAUUCCAAAUAAAUUUAUUUUUAAUGUAACAACUAGCGGAAUUGCUGAAUAAUCGACAUUAUGCUGAGUACAGACAGGUCGAACAACAUGAUUAUAAUACAACAUGAGGGAUUCGAAUCUACGAUGUUUUUAUGUCGAUGUCACCCUGUCUGUACUUGGAUUUAUUUAGGGUAGCCAUGCACGAGUCGUCAAAUAGCGGGCUCUAGCGCCCAUAAUGUUAGCACAAUAUUGUUUUAUUUGUGUAUUAUUGAGUUAUAUACUUCUUGUCAUUAGUUUAAGUUGUAUAAAUGUAUUGUCUAAUUAAUGCAUAGUUAGAGAUAUCGGUAAUUAUUAUAGGGCAAUACUUGAUUUUAGGGAGAUAUGCGUUCGAAAUUUGAGUUUUCAUAUUUAUGGUUAAAAGAUACCUUAAUAGGCCUAAGGAUAGCAAAUCACGACAAAUUGUUCUUCCAUCUUAUUGGAGACACAGCCUUUUGUCUGAAAUGAAUACGAAAGACGUCAACAUUAAAGGCCACAAAAUGGUCAAAAAUAUCAGCUCCUUGAUUAAGGUGGGUCUAAGAACUAAAGCCACAUACAUAUUUCCACUACAAAUUUAUUUAUUUAUAUUAUGGGGGCUGACAGCCACAAUAUAGAUGUAAAUGUUAAUAAGGGCCAUUUAUGAGCCUCCACAUGUAGAAAAUGAUAAUUCUACUUCUCAUUAUUGUACUAUUUUAAUUUAAAUACUUUCAGUUACACAGGUAUUGAAUAUGGCAACUCUUUCUAAAAUCACAUAGAAAACAUGAUAUUAUUUGAAGUACACUGAAUAAUGAACGUAUUCAUUUCGGCCAAUAGGAGCGUCUCUUGCACCGAGUCAAUGGUGGUUUGUAUUAUACUUACGAAUUGUUUUCGUUUCAUUUGAAUCUCAAUAACGGACAUGUAACUAACUUGGUAUACUUUCAAAUGAAAAUUAAAUGUUUCAUCACUA
Molecule: messenger RNA, 6197 nt
Organism: Leptidea sinapis
Lineage: Eukaryota; Metazoa; Arthropoda; Insecta; Lepidoptera; Pieridae
Gene: Prosap
Product: SH3 and multiple ankyrin repeat domains protein 2
Exons: 25
Coding region: 169-3837 (1222 amino acids)
Cellular component (GO): dendritic spine; postsynaptic membrane; postsynaptic density
Molecular function (GO): ionotropic glutamate receptor binding; synaptic receptor adaptor activity
Source: RefSeq, a predicted model, not a curated record